GUUUGACAUGAGAUUUGACGUUAUACAACUUAUUCAAGGCAAGUAUAAAAACGUCGUUCGGAUAAACUAAAAGCAAUAUAAGAAUGGAAGCCUAAAUAAAUCCUACAAAAUAUAAAAUUAAGGUAUUUAGUAAUAUUUAUGUUUAUAAUGCUAGAUUUUUUAUAUAAAUACAUAAAACCCAUAAAAAAUAGGCAUGUUUAUAAAACCUGGUAGCUCAAACAGCUUGAUCUGUCAUCCUUGUUUUUGUAGAGUACACAGAGAAAGUGCAUUUUACGCAAAAUAAAUACGAUUACACCUUAUAUUUUGCUAUCAAAUGGAUUCUAACUGCUCGACGCACUAAUUAACUUUCUAUUUGCCUCUAAAGUUUAUUAACAUUGCACUUGCGUGCAAUGGAAGGCACGGCGGCGCUCCGCGGCGCGGCGCCGCGCUGGAGCCUCGCCGGAGACCAGCAGCUUUUAGACCUCCUUCAAGACAUACAUCAGAGAAUAAUCUCGAAAUGCAACGAGACAAACAAAAGAUUGGACGAGAUGUCGAGGGGGCUCCGAGACGCCAGUGUUAAUCUGCAGAACGUCAAUAACAAGUUCCUAGCCCUGAGCAACACACAGUUUGUGGAAAGCCGCGUGUAUGAGGACGACGCGGAUGUGGCACCCCCCGCCGUCGAGAAGGAACCACCCAAACCCAAAGACCUAGCUUCAGACCUAACCAAGCUGAAAGAGAGCCUGCAGAUCCUGGAGAGCUACCACGAGCCCCUUCUCAUCGUGAGGGACAGUGACAGCGAUAGCGAUAGUGAUGAGAACGAUGACAGGUUGGUUCUUAAACCUAAAGACCUGUACGCCGACAGACCUCUCCCUUACAUCAUAGGCUCACAAGCGUGGAAGAGCAAAUGGCAUGCAGGACUGGUCCCAGAUGAGAGUGACUCUGACAGCUCAACAUCGAAGGUUGAGGAAGUGGAACAGUAUUCAGAAUCUGAGGAAGAACGGCCUGUGGAACACUAUAUGCCGGAUAGGACGAUGUCUACAAGCACGCUUUCUCUACAAUCGGAAGCGCCCGUCUCUGUCUCUCCCGUACGCCCGUCCCCUGCCGCCGUGGCUGCGGACUUAGCUCGGCGGUUGGGGGGAGAUAUUAAGAUACCGGAAAGAGAACCAGUGUACACUCAACCGGAAACAGUUCCCCGGAAGUUGUACAAACCACAGGAGCCGUUAGCUACAACAAUUUUCCCCGACGAGCCGCCGCCACUAGACGACCAGUCAAGCGACGACGAUAUUUUCGCGGAGCUGCACAAAUCUCAACCUAAACCCCAUAGCAGUAGGGUCGAAGAUCUAUUCGACUUUAGCACCAAACCGAGUGGACUUGAAGAAGCGCUGUUCGGAACGCCAAAGGUGCAAACAAACCAAAACAUAGACAAACCUCCUCUAUUCCCUGAAGAUUCGGAAACGAAAAUAUCAGAAACAACAAAGACAGUAACUAAAGAACAACCCGAAGACAAUAUCAAAAAACCCGUUGGUGGCAUAUCCUUGUUCGGUACAAACAAGCACGCGGAAAGCAUAGGGGCAGCCAUCUUGAAACGGAACCGCCGGAAAUCAUCCACUUCCGGCGAUGAAAGUAACACUGAAGAAGUCCAAGUCAAAGAACCUGUCAAAGAAAAGAAAGAGAGAGAUAUAUUCGAUGAUCUAUUUGCUAAAUCUGAGAAACUAAAUAAAAAGAAUGACAAAUCUGAAGUGGUUAAAUCAAAACCAGUGCAAAAGGAGGUUACUCUACCAAAAGAAGCUAAAAAAGACAUAUUUAGUGAUAUAUUUGAUGAUAUAGAUGAUAUAUUCUCUAGUGAUAUUGUGGUACAGGUUAAACCGACUGUUAAAAAUGAUAAGUCUCUGUUCAGUGAUGAUGAUGAUUUAUUUGCUGAAGUGUCGACGGUUAAAAAAGAUAGUGAAAAAGAUAAGGUGGUUAGUGAAAAAUCUAAUUCGUAUGGUGCUAAGCCAAAAGUGGCUACGUUAUCGGGUGUUACUAAUGUUGAAAAAGGUGAUGCUAAAAAGGAAAAUAAGGUAAUUAAGGAAAUAAAAGAAACAACGAGCAUUUUUGAUUCAGAUAGUGAUGAUGGAUUAUUUACGAAUAUUUCUAAAAAUGUUAAACGCAAUAUAGAUAAAGAAAGUAAACCAGUUGUUAAUAAACUAAAAGAUCAUUUAUUUGAUGAUGAUGAUGAUGGAUUAUUUACCAAAAGUAAUACCAUACCGAAAGUUGAUAAAAAUAUCGGUAAAAUGACUGAACAUAGUAAAAAGGCCUUGUUUGAUUCCGAUGAUGAGCUGUUUAAAGAUACGAAAAAUAUAAUAGAUGCAAAACCAUCUCAAACCUGUCCAAACUCUACUGCAGUUGCAAAUAUGGAUGAUGAGUUAUUUACAGCUAAUGUUAUACCCGAGAAACAAUCAAACAAACCCGAUAUUAUUAAUUCAGUAAAUAUUGAGCGCAAUGAAGUUAAAAGUACCCAAGAAACAAAUAUACCUACAGUGCAGCCAACAGUAACAGAUAGUAUAAACAAUGACAUAGACAAUAAUAUACCUCCUUUUGAAUCUCAGAAAAAAACAACUCCAGAAUCUAGCCAUGACAGUUUUGAUGACGAAGAUACAAAGGAAUCUACUUCUAAAAAUAAUAACAAAUAUGCAGAUAUCAACCAAUAUUCUGAAAACAAAGGCAACAGUGGCCAAAGUAAAGAUGAUAUAUUUAGUAAAAAUAUUUUAAGAACUACAAGAAUAGCAGCGGACGAGGAAAACAUACAUGUAACAGCUAUUCUCAACGACUCUGAUGAUGGUUUGUUUCAUAGUAAACCAAAAAUUCCUAACACUGAAAAUGUUAAACAAGUUCAACAAACAACAAUUGCACCACAAACUUCAAAUGUAUUUUCAAGUGCUGACAAAAAUGAUAUAUUUACUGAUAUUUUUAAUGAUGUACCACCAGUUUUCGAAAAACCGAACGUGCCCAAAAAGUCUAAAAACGUAAACGCGCUCUUUGAUGACGAUUCCGAUGACGAAGCUUUGUUUUUCAAGAAAAGUGAUAUCAUCACUGACGAGAAACCAGUUAUUAGUCCUAGCGAGGAAAGAUUUGGUAUUUUCAACGAUGAGCCCCCGGCUAUAGAUAUCGAUUUUACUCAAAAGCCUAGUAAAAAAGAAGAAGUAAUAAAAACUGCUCAGAAAUCGGAAGAUCCUCCAACGUUUGAUAGAACUGAUAGUAUGUCAUCUAAAGCAAUUGAGACUGACAUCAUUAGUAAAUCGGUCGAAGAACGCGAUCCUACUCAAAACAUAGAAGCUCAAGACACAACGGAUGAUACAGCCAAAGAAACUAAAAAGAUCGGCAAACUAAAACCUAUGAAUAUCAACAUAAAUGUUAACUCGCUCUUACCAGGAGCUUCUCCGAAAAAGAAACAAAUUGAAAAUGUCGAAGUUAAGCAAGAACACACAGCAAGUAACGAAGAAUUACACAAAGCUGACAAAACCGAACCUAAAAUGGUAAAAUCCAUCAGUUUUGAUGAUCCCGAAAUAUUAGAUAAUAAAAUAUCAAAAGAAAGAGCUAAAAUACAAGUAAAAAGACGACCAUCGACUAGACGGGCUAGAAAAGAAGCUGCCAGGAAAUCUGCCAUCGAUUUUACAGAUUCUAGUUUUGAUAGCUCUAAUGAUAACAGUACUAAGGAAGAAGUUAAGGAGAAAGUAGUUAAAACUGUGUAUAUUUUGAAUGAUGAUGACAUUUUUGGCUCUACAAAAACAAAUGAUAAAAGUAUGGAACCUACAAGAAAACAUUUGAACAUAGUUGAUUCUGAUGAGGAGUUAUUCAAAAAACCAGAAAAGAAAACUGAAAAAGAUAAUGUUAUAAUAAAGGACCGUAAAUCAUUUGGACAACCAACUGUCGAAAAUAAAUCGUCGUUUGAUCCUAAUGAGAUUGAUGAUAUGUUUAAAAAAUCAAUUAAUACGAAAGAUAUUUCAAAUGAUGAAAUAGAUAAAGUACAGAAGGAUUCUCCAAAUGAAGAUAAAUCAGAGGGUAAUGUAGCUAAUGUAGUUGAUGAAAUAAAGAGGGAAAAUGUCAGUAAAAAGUUAGAAAAUAAAUCAUUUUUAGAUUCAGAUGACGAUGAUGAUUUGUUUAGACCAACUAAUAAAAAAUCAUCAGUAAACACAAAUGACACUCAUUCUGAUGAAAAACUCUUUAAAAGUGCUCAAACAACUCAAUCUGAUAUUCAAAAAGUGAAAGAACCUGGUAUAUUUUCGAAUUUGGAUGAAGAUGAUUUAUUUAAAGCAAAAACUAAAAUAACUAAACCAGAGUUAAAUACCAACGUUAGCUCAGACGAAGAUAUAUUUCAGAAUAAAGGUAUAGGCACUUUGGGCAAAGUUUACAAUAAAACAAAAGAUAAUGUCAAAGAAAAUAAAACAGAAGAACUAAAAGACACACAUAAUAUAUUUGACGAUUUUCCAGCAAAAUCAAUAGACAACAAUAUAGAUGAAAUACAACAAAGUAAAGUUGUAAAAGAACCAAUAGUAGAAACUGUAAAAGAAAACGUAGAGAAAGCAAAAAAAUCAAUCCUAGAUGAUCUGAGUGAUGAAGACGAUUUAUUUAAAAGUAAAACGAAAUUGAUAAGUAAAAAGGAUACGAGUCUUUUUGGAGAUGACGGUGAUGAUGAUGAUCUUUUUGGGACCAAACCUGCUAAAGAAAUCAAACAGGAUGUAUCAGUCAUUCUUCCUGUGAAGGAGCCGAAAACAGCGGAGCCGGUGUUUGUGGACCCUUUAUCGCUGUUCGAUGAUGAUGAUUAACCCUUUGCCGGCCAAACACACAACAGCUCCAAUCCAAUAUCAACUUUCGGGCAGGCGACGUUCAAUGGGUUAAAAACGGUUAACAGACUGAUGCGCACGUCGCUCCGUGAGUGGGACAGCUCUAUGUACGUAUAUAGCGAUGUCUCGCUUUCACAUUAGAGCGAUGCGAAUCGGCGUGCAAUGUGAAGACCGCCAAGAUGCCCAAUGAAUACAACUGAAGCAUUUUGUACCCGAAAUUCACGGGGUUUGUUAGUCAGACCAAAAUAAGUUGGCAGCUAUUUUAAUAUCCCAGUCAGUGCCAGUGUCCAGUGUCAUUUUAAACGUCAAACAUCUAUGAAAUCAUGACGUUUAAAUAACACUUGCACAGGCAGGGCAAUCAAAAUCUCUAUCCUCCAUACAGCGUGUUUAUUUAGUCACCUGCAAUAAUUUACGGGGGGAAUAUAUAGGUCAUACUGAGCAAUUUUCACUAUGGGACGAACCCUGACAUCUGAAAAAAUAUUUGUCUGUUUCAUACAUUUUGGCUGUUUGAUGUUUGACAUUUUAUAUGGGUGAAUAAAUUUUUUUUCGCGAAUUCGGGAUUGUUCCCAUGGUAAAAGUUGCUCAGUAUGACCUGUAUAUUUACCCCGUAAAUUAUUGCAGGUGGCUAAAUAAACAUCCUGUAUUGAGGAUAGAGAUUAUGAUUGCCCAUCCUGUGCAAGUGUUAAGUAAACGUCAUAAUUUCAUAGAUGUUUGUUUCAACAAGGUCACCAACAGACGGAGUUGGCGUCGAAUCCGGUUCUAAAGUACCUGUGGGCCUACCGCGAAAACCGAAAUUCGGAAAUUGCGGGGAUCUCCUCUUUUACUCUCACUAAGACGUUAUUAGAGUGACGGAGAAAAUUCUCUGCAAUAGAUUUUGGCGGUUAUAGCCCUGCACUGGCAGCAUAAUAAUUUAAGAAAUUGAUCCUUAAGUGCCAAUUACAUCCACACUAUCAGGCCUGAUAUCAGACCCGAUUU
This is a messenger RNA of Cydia pomonella (codling moth), 5777 nucleotides long. It is a transcript of the gene FAM21, whose product is annotated as WASH complex subunit 2. The transcript has 13 exons. The record is from RefSeq and is a predicted model, not a curated record. The coding region runs from base 390 to 4784 and encodes 1464 amino acids. NCBI's taxonomy places the organism in Eukaryota, Metazoa, Arthropoda, Insecta, Lepidoptera, Tortricidae.